GGAGUCUCUGUCACUUCCGUUUGUUUAUUUCUCGGCUAGACCUGUGAAUAGAGGUCGAGUCUCCUUUAAAUAUCAGCUCGAGUUAAUGCAUUUGACGGGAAAAGCUUCAAUCUGAGCGGUGAUGUUUUAACCCAAACACAGAUCUCAAACAGAGAGAGAGAGAGACCGAGAGAAAGAUGCGAGCGUCUGAUGCUAAAGGGAGACGCGGCGGACCGCAGCAUCCGCAUCCUUCAUCCAACAUCAUCAUCUAAAAUGAUGCUGAACACAUUCAUGAUGUUUAUUCUCCGUGUGUGAUCGCUGGGUUUGGGGCUGAGAUGGUUCGGGUCGUCAGUGUUUUGGGUCUGGUGAUGUUCAGCGUCGCUUUGCUUAUUUUAUCAUUGAUCAGUUACGUGUCGAUAAAGAAAGAUUUCAUCUUCACAUCCCCGAAAUACGCCAUUGUCGGAGGACCGCGGAUGUACAUGUUUCAUGCGGGAUUUCGGUCCCAACUGGCAAUGAAGUUUGUGGACCCUGCCUUCACGUCCCUCAAUAACGCUCUCAAUGAAAACCUGCAGGAGUCCAAUAACUGGAGGUUUAAUAAUUCUGCUUAUGUAGACCUGAGUAAAGAAAUCGCCCAAUACAUUGACGUUCCACACAACUUCACCCUUAUCAAAAGCAGCGUGCGAGUGGGUCAGCUGAUGCACUACGACUACUCCAGUCACAAAUACGUCUUCUCCAUCGGGGAGAACCUCAGGUCUUUGCUUCCAGAUUCUUCUCCGAUCAUCAACAAGCGCUAUAACACCUGUGCCGUCAUCGGCAACAGCGGGAUCCUCACCGGCAGCCGCUGCGGUCCGGAAAUCGACAAGUACGACUUUGUCUUCCGCUGCAACUUCGCUCCCACCGAGGUCUUCCGUAAAGACGUGGGCCGCAGGACGAACCUCACGACCUUCAACCCCAGCAUUCUGGAGAAAUACUACAACAACCUCUUGACCAUACAGGACAGAAACAACUUCUUCUUGAGUCUGAAGAAGCUCGAUGGUGCCAUCCUGUGGAUUCCCGCCUUUUUCUUCCACACGUCCGCAACGGUUACGCGCACACUCGUCGAUUUUUUUGUAGAGCACAAGGGUGAGCUUAAAGUGAAGUUAGCCUGGCCAGGAAACAUUAUGCAGUAUGUAAACAGGUAUUGGAAGACCAAGCAUCUGUCCCCGAAGCGUCUGAGUACAGGGAUCCUGAUGUUCACAUUGGCCUCCUCUAUGUGCGAGCAGGUUCAUCUGUACGGCUUCUGGCCCUUCGGCUGGGAUCCAAACACAGGGAAAGAGCUGCCGUAUCAUUACUACGACAAGAAGGGAACCAAGUUUACCACCAAGUGGCAGGAAUCACACCAGCUGCCCACCGAGUUCAAACUGCUCUUCAAAAUGCACACAGAAGGCAUCCUGAAACUCAGCCUCUCUCACUGCACCUAGAGGUCAGGGGUCAGAAACAAAGGGUCAAAGGUCAGGACCGUGGGUCGCUUGCUUCUGCUAAUGAACGUUUGUCGUGAUUUGGGCCAGCGUGAGUUUUAUUCUGCAAAUAUCAACGUCAAGCCGAUGAUGGUAUUGUUGGUAACUCAUGAUAUUAAUGAUUGUGUGAGUAUUGAUGAUCAAUCCGCUCAAGGCUUUAUCACUUCAGUUUAUUAAACAGCAUCAUGUUACAAUAUAAUACUAAUAUUAUUGAAUAUAUCGCAUUUAAAAAGCACUUAAUAUACUCUACAAUUUUAGCCAUCCAAAAUAUUUCUCUUUGGCAUGUAUCUGGAUUUGUACUGUUUGUGCUACAGCCAAGAAACUGAAAUGUGCCAUUACGUUCUAACCUAGCAGACUAAGUGAAUGAUUUUUAAUAAAAUGGGUGAAAAGAUCUCAUAGACUCACAGUGAAGAAGAGACCCGAGUCAAAUCUGUAGUGCGUAUGAAUGCAAUCUUGUGACCUGAACCUGUAAACGACCGCUUGCAACAAUCUAACAAUCGCAUAGCAACAGGCUACAAUAGGGUGACCAUACGUGCCAAUGACGUAUGCGGUCGCCAAAAUACGACUUCCAGAAGACGCACCCCGAAAUCCUGGCCAGGACGUGUCAUGGAAAAAUGUCACGUAUGAUCACCCUAAAACAUCUUAGCAACCGCAAAACAGUGCAGUAAGCGCUUCAAAUACCUUCGCAACGGGUUUCUACAGAUAUCUAUAAGUAAAGUUAUAUUUUGAGAAGAAUCUAGUUUCUCAUACAGGACUGAAAGAUGGCUAUGAAGACACUACACGUAUCUACUGAAUGUUUUCUGAGAUCUCACAGCUCAUCUGUUAAAUUAAUGCAUGGAUACAGUUGGUUGAUAGGCUCUGGGUGUUGUAUUUUACAAUGUUUACUGCAUUUAAUUGAACAGGACUUGUGUCAGUCAAUCAGUUACCAAACUGGAAGGCGGGACUCUCUUCAUGAGAGACAGAAAUAUGUUUAUUUGCAUAUGAUUACUAUUUAAAGAGAAAUGUUUUCCCUUUAUUCAAGACAAAUGUGUAAUUGCGAUUUCAUGAAUGUGUGCACAUCCAAGCAAGCAAUAAUCAUUAUUUUAGCAUCUAGGUUACCCAGACAGCAGACGACUCUGGGCCGGAUCCGCUCCGGAUCUGUGCCAAAGUCAACAGCUCUGGCGCUGAUCCGGUGCCGAUCCGGCCAAGAGUCGUCUGCUGUCUGGGUAACUAUAGACCCGAUACAAUACGGUUAUGAGUAACCCACUUCUAGCCAAAAUAAACUUGAAUUUGGUUACAUGUCGUUGUUGCCAAAAUAACUUAUUCCAACAUGUAAGCAAAGUCAACAGUGAUUCAAAUAUGUUUGCUUUCAUUUAUUUAUUUAAUUUCAUUUAUUUUUUGGCUAUUAGAUGUCUUUUAAACACAAAUUUGCUUGCUGGGAUGUGUCAGCCACUAUGUGUGCGCAUGUGCGUGUGUGUGUUGUAUGGCAAUGUGGUCAGUCGAUUUAGAAAGUUUUUUUAGAUGCAUUAUAAUAUAUUAAGAUAUAUAAACAUUAAAUACAUAUUGAUAAGAUUAAUAACAGUUGUUUUAUGACUUUUCUGUAAGAUGGAGUGAAUGUCAAACACAUUACUGUAAACAGCUUACUGACAGCUUACUGUAAAUGAAUUUCCUCUAACCACAAAGACCACUCAUCCAUGUCCCAUCUUCGAUUUGAAAUGUUUAAUUGAAAUAAAUUCUUAGUCCGAACAAUGUGGCCGUUACCUUUAAAACCGAAUCAAUAUCAAAUACAGAAGUACCUAUAAAUAAUGCAGGAGAUAUAACACAAUAAACACACUGAGUUAAGCAGUGAGGUAUGAGAAAUGAUGUUAUAUUGGGAAGAUAAGCAAUGCCAGAGGAUGUUUUUAUUCACAAUAAAUUUAUGCAGCAUGAAGUUAAUACAACUUCAAGUUUUGCAAGUCAAUUCAACCUACUUUUUUAAGUUUUGUCUUUUGAUAAGGUGACAUAACUUAUAAAAUCAAAUUGAAAUUGUUUAACUUAAUUUUUUAAGUUAAAGUAACAUGAAAAUAUAUGUUGAUUUGACAAAAAUGCUGUAGCACAGCCUUGAGUUUUAUAACACACAUGUGACCCUAAACCACAAAACCAGUCAUAAGUGUCUUUUUAUUGAGAUUUAUACAUCAUCUGAAAGCUGAAGAAAUAAGAUUUUUUUGUUAGAAUAGGACAAUACAUUGUAAAAAAUAUGUUGCUGCCUUAAAUUUUUUUGUUGAAUCAACUCGGAUUUACAAGUCAUUUCAACUUACUAUUAUUUAUCUUGAGUUGUUACAACUGCAGAUGAGUUGUUAUAACUUAUAAAAUUAAGUUGACUUUUCUC
This is a messenger RNA of Misgurnus anguillicaudatus (oriental weatherfish), 3822 nucleotides long. RefSeq names its product ST8 alpha-N-acetyl-neuraminide alpha-2,8-sialyltransferase 3 (gene st8sia3). The record is from RefSeq and is a predicted model, not a curated record. Gene Ontology annotation, biological process: N-glycan processing; oligosaccharide metabolic process. Lineage: Eukaryota; Metazoa; Chordata; Actinopteri; Cypriniformes; Cobitidae. Gene Ontology annotation, molecular function: alpha-N-acetylneuraminate alpha-2,8-sialyltransferase activity.